Molecule: messenger RNA, 1196 nt
Organism: Strongylocentrotus purpuratus (purple sea urchin)
Lineage: Eukaryota; Metazoa; Echinodermata; Echinoidea; Camarodonta; Strongylocentrotidae
Exons: 4
Coding region: 257-805 (182 amino acids)
Source: RefSeq, a predicted model, not a curated record
UGUACUAUCCUAUGUUUGUCAUUGUACUAUCCUAUUUCGAAAAAAAUCUCUAAAGUUUAAUGUGUGACCUAUUAUCUACUCGGCCUGUCUGAUGAUUCUAUUCAGCAUAGUGACUAGUGAGGUCUUCCAAAUUUAUUGACAACAGUGUGUACAAUAUAGAUUAUAAAACGGCUUGUUCAUAUUUGUAUUGAUUUAGGGUAAUAAUCAGAGCACAACACAUCAUACCUCUCUGUGUGAGUUGAUAGUAGACGAUGACAUGGUGAUUGCAUUGCAGUCAUGUGGUGAAAUGUUUGACAGUGUGGAGAAGUUAUCUAUCUACAUCUCGCAUAAAUCCGGGUUAGACUUCAUCCAAAGCAUACAUGGGUUCCAAGGAGUUACAGAGCUAUCCAUCGUUGGCAGACCCAGUCUCAUGCCUUACCCGGUCAAAGAUGAGCCCAGCACAAUGUUCAAGCACCUCGUGAGGGUCUUCCCUCAACUAAUCAAGCUGACAUUCAAAAUUCCCCUGGGCAAUGCAACCCUCAAACAGAUCUUGGAAUCACUGAGAGAGACUCGAGUCCUCAGAGAAUUGAAGAGCGUAAGAUUUUUUCAGGCGAGUUGGGAGGCUAAUACUGUAGGCCGGGAUGAACUGCUUUCCCUCAGAGACAAAAUCAACAACGAGAAAGUCUUCAGAGUAGAGGUGGAGUAUAGACCAGUUGACUCAUACGACUACUUCGACAUUUCAUAUUCAGACGAAGAGUCAGAUGAGACACCAGAAGAGGAACUAGGCGAUCUAAACCUGUCUGACUACGAGGAAGGCGGAGAUUGACAAAAGGAUGAAGAGCCUGGCGAAGAUUCAGAUUAUGAAACAUAUAGUUGGAUGAAUAUGGAUGUCGACGCUAUUAGGCUUGAGGGAGAUGAAGGCUCCAAUGACGAUGACGAGCCUGAGGAUGAAGGCAAUGACUCUGAUAUCGAGUCUAAUGAGCAUUCAGUUGAAGAAUCUGGAGAUGAUUGCGAUAACGAGUCUGACGAACAUUCAUUUCAUGAGUCAGUUGACGAGUUGGAUUAUGAGUCAGGUGACGAGUUGGAUGAUGAGUCAGGCGACGAGUUGGAUGAUGAGUCAGGUAAUGAGUUGGAUGAUGAGUCAGGUGACGGGUUGGAUGAUGAGUCAGGUGACGGGUUUGAUGAUGAUCCUCAGCGUGCUCCUGGCGAGUCCGAUG